AUGCUGGCCGCUAGAGGUGUUUCACUUGGACUCGGGAAGAUUAAUCUUUCUGAAUUCGGUCAUCUCAGAAACGAUAGGCUCAGAGUCUCACAACUGAGACGGACGGGACAAGCAGAAAAGCCACCAAAAAUCACUAUCAAGAAAAAAACCGAUGCCAAGAUCCAGUCAGUUCCUGCUGACGUUAUCCGCCUAGAGGAUAUUCAGAAGGCUUUAAUGAAAUGGGUUUUGAGCACCGGAAUCGAGAGUGCACUCGAGAAUCACCUGUUUUGCAGCGCUGCGAGGAUUUAA
Angiostrongylus costaricensis is the source of this 288-nucleotide messenger RNA. NCBI's taxonomy places the organism in Eukaryota, Metazoa, Nematoda, Chromadorea, Rhabditida, Metastrongylidae. The record is from the annotation of a GenBank genome assembly.